CAUAUGUGUACAAAACAGGACAACAUUAACAAGUCAAGUUCCUACUAUAAAAACACCCCCAAACCUAAAAAUUAACAAGACCCCUACACUCUUGUUCAAAAUCAAUUCACACACACACACAAAAAAAACUUGCCCCAAGUAGUGUUAUCUUUUUCUUGAUGGAUAAUAGAUGGUCAGAAAAAAACUUGAAUAUGAAUCUUCCAGAAAGUCCAAAAGCACCUAUGGAAUUCUUGUCAAGAUCAUGGAGUGCCUCUGCUUUGCAAGUUUGCAAGGCGUUAACAACAACUUCUUCAUUAUCAUCAUCUCCGUCUCUUACUUCUAAGACGAAUAAUAAUACAAAUAUAAAUAGUAGUAGUAGUGUUGUUGUUACUAUACCAGAGAACAUUAUCGCUGUUGAGGAAGAAGAUUCUGCUAAUAAACUUGCUGGAAACACAUUCUCUUUUGCUUCCUCUGCUACUUCACAACUUGUUCUUGAUCGCAUUAUGUCUCAAUCUAUGCAUAAUGGGCAGGAAAUAUCACCAUUAACAUCAGGAAGAUUGUCUCAUAGUAGUGGACCUUUGAAUGGUUCUCUGACUGAAGAAACUGAUAGUUCUCCAGUCUCUCCUUCUGAAGAAUUUGAAGAUGUUGUUAAGUACUUGAAAGCAAACAGCACUCUGCAACCAUUAUUCACAAAUGUAAGAACAGGAUACACUGGAUCAGCUGUUGGGUUAGCACCCAACACGCCUGGUGGUAAGACAGUUGGCAGGUGGUUAAAAGAAAGGAGAGAGAAAAAGAAAGAAGAAAGUAGGGCCCAAAACGCGCAACUCCAUGCUGUUGUUUCAGUAGCUGGAGUUGCUGCUUCGGUGGCCGCAAUUGCUGCGGCCACCGCAUCAGCUUCGUCCACUGGAAAAGAUGAGCAAAUGGCGAAGACUGAUGCUGCUGUAGCUUCGGCAGCCAUGUUGAUUGCCGCGCAGUGCGUGGAGGCUGCCGAAGUUAUGGGAGCGGACCGGGACCAUCUCAUGUCCGCGAUUAGCUCUGCAGUUAAUGUUCGAUCUCAUGGAGAUAUUUCAACUCUCACUGCUGCUGCUGCUACAGCAUUGCGAGGGGCAGCAACAUUAAAGGCAAGAGCAUUGAAGGAAGUAUGGAACAUUGCAGCAGUAAUUCCAAUAGAAAAGGGAAUUGGCGGAGGAACAGGGCGAAACAGCGACCAAAAUCACAGCAGCAACAACAACAACAACAAUAAUUACUGUGAGGGACUUGACAUUGAAGAGAACUUUUUGGGCGUUUGUAAUCAAGAAUUAUUGGCUCGAGGACGCGAGCUUCUCAAAAGAACUCGUAAUGGUGAUCUUCACUGGAAAAUUGUCUCUGUAUACCUUCAUCGUAGUGGAGAGGUGAUGCUGAAGAUGAAAAGCAAACAUGUUGGAAAAACUAUUACCAAGAAAAAGAAAAAUGUAGUAACAGAAGUUUACAAGGAUGUACCAGCAUGGCCAGGGAGGCAUUUAUUUGAGGAUGGAGAAAAACGUCGAUAUUUCGGAUUGAAGACAGAAAUACGUGGUGUUGUUGAGUUCGAAUGCAAAAAUCAAAGAGAAUAUGAGAUGUGGACUCAAGGUGUUUCAAGACUUUUAUCCAUGGUGGCUGAAAGGAAGAAGAGAUUUCAACACUAAUCACCAAUUAAUUAUGUGCCUAAUAUAUUAGUAGUACACUAAUUAAUAUGGGUUACGUACUAGUUACUAGUAGUAGGUACUACGUACUUGAUUAGUAGUUAAAUCUAUGAUGGUAGAAAAUUGUAUAAAAGUUUUGAUGGGCAACAUUCUAAAACUUAUGCAUGUAUUAUAUUCUGUGUGUUUUAGACCUUGAAGAAAUCAAUUAGUUGUGAUUCCUAGCUAGCA
Molecule: messenger RNA, 1868 nt
Organism: Solanum tuberosum (potato)
Lineage: Eukaryota; Viridiplantae; Streptophyta; Magnoliopsida; Solanales; Solanaceae
Product: VAN3-binding protein
Exons: 7
Coding region: 159-1643 (494 amino acids)
Biological process (GO): leaf vascular tissue pattern formation; phloem or xylem histogenesis; auxin-activated signaling pathway
Source: RefSeq, a predicted model, not a curated record